Messenger RNA from Lymnaea stagnalis (great pond snail), 8442 nucleotides. The record is from the annotation of a GenBank genome assembly. NCBI's taxonomy places the organism in Eukaryota, Metazoa, Mollusca, Gastropoda, Lymnaeidae.
AGGGUUACUCUUAUCAUCACUACCGCAAGAGUAACUCAUAAGAGUUAGCGAGACUUCGUAAGUUUUAGUUUUAUCAUGUAAAUUCUAAAGUCGUCCAAGUAUCUAAUCUUACUUGAUACAUAUUACUUUUUUUUUCUGAAAUAUUUUAACCGUUUUGACUCUUGUGAUUAGUUUCGGUAUACCAAUGUUACUAUUGUUACUUGGCAUCCUAUCGUUCAGUCUAAAAAAAAUGAGUAGCCUCCCUAGCACUGGUGACUAGUACUAGUACAUGUAACUGUUAAAGUUAAAUGACUUAAAUUGACAAUUAAUAUUGAUCAUUGAAUUGCCAUCCAUAUCACUUUAAUAAAUCAGCUAUAUCAGUGCUCUAAGCCGAUUUUAAUUUAAAAUUUAAAUGAAAGCUUUUAAUUAACUUAUUUUAGUAAAAUUGAAGUCUAAACGUCUAAAGUAUAAGUCUAAGUCUAAACUAAACUAGUGAAGUUUAAAGUCUAAACACAUUACUACCUGGUUGCCGUUAAAUAAUUACUAGGCCUGCAGGGACUGUAGUCUUCAAAUGAUGAUGUCAACUCAAGAAUUGCUCUGCAAUUUCAAUUAUUUAGACUUAAGAGUCCAACCCGCUUAUCUCGACCUCGUUUAACUUGCCAACCCUGUUAAGUUGAUUUUUUUUAUGUGGAACAGCCAAAUUCUCUCUUUUAUUUUGUCUUAGCAUUUUCUCCUCGGUUUUAUGUUGAUUCUUUUAUGUCGCCAAACCCUAAUAUCUCAAGCACAAAAGGAGGCAAAAUUUUCCACUUAACCUCAGUUUUCUCUGUCUACAUGAACAGUCGCCGGCUUUUGAACUCGGCAAGAAGAAAUAAUAGCAAACAACAAAUUAACAAGUUUUGCAUAAUGUUAACAAUAAUUUAUUUCUCAAAAUACAGGACUUGUGUUUUAGAAUGAACCUAGAAUCUAGAAGUAAUUUAAAUAAAUAUGUUUUAAUUUGAGUUUUAAAAACCUGGUCAAGUCCAUAUUAUAAAUGAUCAUAAUUUGCAGAGGGCAAAACGUUGUCAUGGGCAGCCAUUCACUUGUAAAAUGGCUAUGCCGUAGUACUACCCAUGAGUUUCAUUCAUAAGAGUUUACAGUGUGCAAAAACUAUUAAACCAUUGGUCAGGGAAAGCUUUAAUUAAAUAGUCAUUGCCAAAGUUGAAAGUUCAAAAUAAGUAGUCCCUAAACAGUAUUUUAGUAAUAAGGGGAUGUGUUGCCUUAUACUUGUACAAACUAUAUAGUCAUUGUGCAUGACGCGAACAGCAGAAUGAAGUUACAAAAUGUGGAGGCUUGGAACAUAGAAAAUACCAAACGAACUCGCACUAUAAAAAUUCGUAGCUCAAAGUGUACUAAAGUCUAAAAAGUUGAUUCUUAUUUCAUUUUUCUAUUUGAAAUUUGCUCAAAAUAACUUAAAUAUUUAACUGAAAUAACUACAUUUAUUAACGCACAUCAUGAACAUAAAGAAAUUUCAAGCACAUAUUAAUAUAUUGCCGCCAUAUAAGUUUUUGUUUAUCUCGAUCAUCAGUUCUCUCUACGCUUUUUGGCAAACCCUGAGGCCGUCGACAUAAUCGGGCUCUUCUGUAGUAUAAUUAUACUUACCAGCACUCACAACAUUCACAUUGUUUAUUAUUAUCAUAUUUAUUAUUUAAUUAUUUGUCAUAGGCCUAUUCAUAUAAAUAUAUUUUAAAAUAAGUGUGGUUAUUUGCUUUCAUAUUUAUUUCAUUUUUAAAAUAGUCAUCUGUCUCCAGCUAGUAUUUAAUAAUAUAUAGCAUAUUAUUAAAAAGGUCUUAAUUAUAAUAUAAUAUUAGGGCAUAGGUCUAACUACCACCAUAAUGAGAAUCAUUCAUUUUUAGUUUUAGGCUGUGUGUAAUUUACUAACUGAUUUAGUCCAUAUAGAAUAAUAGUAAUUAAUACUAAACAGAAGCCAACAUUUUUUCGGACUCUUCCUCCGCCUCCAGUGAUAAGUUUUAAUUUGAAAACAUAAUAGACCCCUAAGCAAAUGGUUAUGUGAUUUAUGGCAAUGAGUAGUUUAGUAGGAAGGAUUUUUUAUUUUGACUUAAUUUUUCUCAGACUAAAUUUUUCUGGCUUAAAACCACAGCCAAAGCUGUCUAAUUAAAUCAUAAUGAUUUCCAAAAAUUAUAUUAAGUAAAGUAGGUGUAAUUUCCACUUUAUAAUUUGGGGAUUUAUAGUAAUGUUUUUUCAGUAAGAUUUAUUCAAUUGAAGUGGUGCCUCAUAAUAAACUGGAAAACUACAUGAUAGCAUUUGGUUUAGUUAGUUUUUUUAAUGAUAUAAAUUAUAUAAAUAAAAAUGUAAACAAUGAUUUAAAUUUUUUUUUUUAACUAGGUAGAUAAUCAUAGUAAUUGGCCAUGAGUGGACAGUUUAAAGCUUUUGUCUCUGAAGAGGAGGUCCAAGAACAGCGGCAACGCCGGCAAGCCGAAUGGGACAAAGUUAGGAAAGAAGACGAUCCAAUAGGUACUAUUAAUGUAAAAUUAGCUGGGUAGUUAAACAAGAAUAAUAUUUAUUGCGAUGCAGUAUGCACAAAAAUAUACAGUACUGAAACUUAUGCAUCUUGAAUAUAUAUGUGCUAUGUCUUUGGUGCAUAGCGCCAUCUGCCACUUGUUCCAAAUAGUGAAAAGGAAGUUAUGUUGGGGAAUUAUCGGAAAUGGGUCUCUCAACAGAGGAAAAAGUUAUAACAGUUGAGCUUUUUUUUAACGUGGAACUGGCCAAGGAGGGGCACCGACUUUGAAAAAGGUGGCAGAAUAAUUAUGAGAGAGAUUUAAUAAGAUGGCUGGAAGUAACACAGUUGUACUGUGUAUUGUUCCACAAUUUUGGACUUCUGAUCGUGUACUGUGUCAACAGAAGGGGAAGUCUGUUCAAUCAGUAACUAAUUCAUCAAAUGAGAAUCACGUAUGUGUUCUUCAGAAGGUACUGCAUUUGCCCUUACAAAGUCUAUGAGGAACAUCCUUGAAACUUACAUUAGCAAUGCAUUCGUUUGCCAAUUGUUCAAAGCCAUUGUUGGAUUUUUGUUAAGGAUACAGGUUGGACAACACCAGAUGUGCUGCCAGGAUGAAACAUUGUGGUGUGGUUCUCGGGUGAAAAACACAUUCACUUAGACAGCUACAUCAAUUGCCAGACAACUUGCUUCAUUGGUUUUGAGUGAUCUGUACUAUUAGAACACUUACAUUUCGUAUACCAUGUUAAAUCUACACACUAACAGUUCAUAUGUAAGUUUCUUUAAGAAGAAAUGAGUUAUGUAAAAGCAAGGUAACUUUGUUUGUAUUGUCAUUUCAGUGCUGCAAAUGUUGGCGCACACUAUUAGACUAUAGAAUGUUAAAAUGCAGCUUUGACACAUGUCCUUAAUAAUAGUUCAGCUUUGCGGGUUAAGGUAAUUAAUACUUUUGUUGCCCACAGAUGAAACUGUCAAAAGCUUAUUAAGUCAAUUGUAGUUUCAUAAAAGACAUUGGUAGUAGUAUCUGAUUUGAAAUUGUGGAUUUCUUUAUUUCCUUGCAACAGAAUGCCCUGAAGAAAAAACCAGGUCGCUAUUUGAACAACUACAGGCAAAUAAAGAGCUGAAAGAACGAGAACUUGAGGAUGAGACAAAAUUACGUACGUAAUUUACUUGUUUUUUUUCCUAACAAUUUUGAACUGGAAAAAGAAAUUUUCUUGUAUUUUUAAGAGCAGUUUUUAAUAACAUUAUUGAUUUUAUCUCUCACAACUUCUUGUCUUUAUUAUAAUAUUUGCAAGGUAGAUGUUUAAAUUUUUGUAAAACAAUUAACAUUCAUAGGCUUGGCUAUUGGUUUACAUUGUAUUUGUAUUAACCCUUGAAAUAUUUUGUCUUUAAUUUAUGUUGCAGGUAGCAGUGUUAAAGGUCUUGAUGAUGACGAAGUUCAGUUUCUCAAUUUUGUCUCAGACAGGCAGAUACAAAUAGAAAAAGACCGCAACAGAGAAGAUAAGUCAGUCCUUGAAGAGCUGAAGAUAUCCUUAAAAAUAAUUUAAUUUUUUACUGUCAUAACUUAUCUUAAUUGGGUUGGGGUGCUGGAAGGCACCCCAACCCCAGACAAGCAAAAUCAUCCUGAGCACCCCAGGUGAAUGGCACUCAAACCUGGAGAUGGAGUCUCAUAGGUGGUAUCACAUUGACGCAAUUAAAAUUCCAGCCACUCCUGCGACACGACUGGUGCCAAGCUGUAUCAUCGAGAAAUGAUUCCCUUGGGCUAUCCAGAUGCGUGGGGAGAGAUUAUUUGCUGUCUAGGAAACCAGUUUAACCUUCUAAAGAAAAAAAAUUCCUUUUUGAUUUCGUCCUGCAAAUUCUACAUUAUCAUCAUAUUGUGACAGACAGAUGUCACAAAAAAAAUAAAAUAAUAAUCUUAAUACUAAUACCUGAGAAUGAAUUAACUCCAUGCACUCACUUCAUUACAUUCUUUAGCUUAUGAAUUCUCCUAUUUGAUCCAGAUCCUAUUUGUUUGGGAUUUAGUCAAAUUUUAUGUUGCCUAAAGGAUUUUUAAAAAGUCAGUCAAAAAUGUGCACUCCAUUUCUGACUAAUAAAUUUGUAUCAGUGUUGAAUAAUUGAAAUGCAAAAUUAAUUUUCGCUUUAAUGUUAGCAGGUAGUUAGAUAACUUGAAAAGAAUGAUAAUGAACUAUUGUAGGAAAUGUUUAUAAAUCAAAAUCAUCUUAUUAAACUCUAAUCUUAGUGCAGAGAGGUGUAUCUGAAAUAUUGCAGCAGUAGAUACUAUGUUCAACUCCAUUUGGAAUACCAUUAGAAAGAAUAAAUAUCGUUUAAAUUCGCUAUACUUAAAAUUACCUGAAUAUCUUUUUAUUUAAUUAUUUUUUCUUGCAUUUUCCUUAACAAAAACUUACAAUGCAUCUAUUAUUAAAUUACAAGAGAAAAAAGAGAAGGCUCCAGGGUCUGACAUCAGUAAAACAGCCGCACAAACAUCUGGUACAUCCAGUAAAAACUCACAAAAACUUUUGCUGCAAGGUGCCAUCAAAAGAAAAAGGUAAACCACAUCUUACUUCUACUCUACUCUGAUGCCUAAAUUAUUAAUUACGGUUAUGAAGGGGGGCUUAAUUGAGUCUGUGGUAUGAUUUGUGAAGCAUUAACUCAAGUCCUUGAUGAAAAAAAAACACACUUCUUUAUUUCUCGAUACAGCUACAUUCCAAUCAAGCACAAAACAUUUGCACUUCUUGAGUUAUUGAGCUAAUGCUGCGAGUUGGGCUUUUCUAACCCCAUGUCACACUGGUCAGUUGGUGUGAGCUCUCUCCACGAGUUACUCACUUUCCUGCCUUGUUUUUUAAAUCCCCCAUAAUAUUUUCUGCCCUUGUGUCCCGUUUGCAUUGAAGUUUGAACCGCAUCGUAACAUGACAUUAGGGAUGGAGAUCAAUAGGUUGACUUGGGCACACGAAUAAAUUUUUGCAUCAUGCUGUUUGAAUAAAUUGUUGCAUCAUGCUGGUUAAUGUUGUGUCUAACUUGCAUCAAAGUUUGUCUCGACAAUUAAUAAUUUAUUCACAAGGAAUUUUACAUUUUCUUCAAAUGUUAAAAUAUGUACAAUUUAAAAUCGACUUUGUUUUUUUGGUGUAGCCCAGUCGUGCUGAAAUAUUUGUCAUCACUGAUUUAUUAAUAGGAUUCAUGUAGCCUAGGCAUGCUGAAAUAUUUGUCAUCACUGAUUUGAUAGGUUUCAUGUUAUUAAAAAAAGCACUUAAUAUGCUUACAGUAAAUUCUCUAGUUAAUAAAUUUAAUUGACAGGUGUCUAGUUAUAUUAGCUGAAUUACAAAAUUAACUUACAUCAAUUAACACAUUUAUUUUGCUACACUGUUAAGGUGUAUCUGUAAAGCUCAUUUAUUUAUCGAAACAUUUUUAUUUUAAAUAUCUUUACUUUUUGCUGAAAAUUUUGCAUUUGAGUCUUGAGAUGGCAUUGACCAACCAAGCAAUAUCUCUAAUGGAUCCCCCGGGAAAUCAUCUUCCAGGAUCCUGCCUCCUUUUAGAGAGGAAAGGUAUGGCAUGGUAGCUCCCCUGGGAUGUUUUGACCUAGCACUAGCAGGGCAAGAUCCAGCUACCCCAGGAAUGCCAAACAGAUCGCUCCGAGGAGUUGAUCUUACAGAGUAAGAAGUUUCCCACUGCAGACCAAUAUGACCUCCCCCGCCACCCCCUGGGGGAAAAACCAUGGUCCUGUUGUCGUUUGAUUCGGUGCAGAUGGGGAAAGUUUUAACCGGUAAUUUAUUUUUUGCUAAAAUGUUCUCUCAUUCUUUUUAUGACUAUUCUUUUUUUUCUUUCUUGCAGUACUGAUGCCAAAUCUGAUGUGGAUGAUAAAAAACAGAAGCAACACAAUUGUAAGCCUCUCAGAUUUUAGCGGUUUGAUUUUUCAAUUGUGUUUAAAUUAAUGGCUGUCAGCUUUAUGUUUCUUUUAAAACUCAAAUGUGAACACUGCAGGGGAUACUGGUUAUUUUAACAUGACCCCCUGGGGAAAUUUAAGUUCUCAACCUUUCUAAUGCCGCAACCCUUAAUUACAGUUCCUCACGUUGUGGCAACCCCAAAAACAAAAUUAUUUUCGUUGCUGCUUCAUAACCGUUGAUCGGGCGUGUUUUCCGAUGGUCUUUGGUGACCCCUGGGAAAUGGUCAUUCGACCCCCAGGUUGAGAACUGCUGUUUUAGGGGCUAACAGACAAGCUCUUAUUCCAGAACUGGCCAUUACAUGAGGAGAGCCCACUCAUGAGCUCCUUUGGCAAGUUUUAAUUUCUCUUUAAUUAAACUUUGUAAUUGGUAAUUUCUUUCAACAAGUUCUUUCUAAUUCUGCCUGCAGCCAAUGAAGAACCGGACGCCAAGUUAAUGGCGGGUGUGUCACCAACAGAUGGCAUCAUGGUUGUAGCUGGCAUCCUCCCUGGAAUAGUGGACUACGGGGAAGACGACAGCAGCACAGAGAAUGAAAGCAACUCCAGUGACUCUGAAGCCGAUCACAUGAUCAUGCCCAGCGCCCCCACACAGAGGUUGUUACAGGAAAUGAUGCAGAGGUUAAAAGAAGAAGGAUGUGGUUGACCUCUGGAAGGAAGGGUAUUUUUUUUUUUUUUAAAUUUGGGUGCUUGGGAAAAUUAGGAUUUGAAUCAAACGUGUUUCACGCGGACUUGGUUAAAAUUAAAUAGAUAUAUGUAAACACAAAAUAGUAAAAAGUUGUGGGUCCUUUUUGAGUGGAGUUUAAGACUUGAACUUGUGACAUUAUUUUUGUCUUCCCUGCCAGGAUUGAAUGUAAUGAUAUGAUAGUCCCAUAAAAUCUUGAACGAGAAGCACAAAGAUUUUACAGAAAUUCAAUUAUAUAAAUAGUUUUGAAAAUUUUCUGCAAUUUUUUUAUGUUAUUUUGUUUUAAAUAGAUUUGGCUGCAAUUUUUAUGAUGUGAUACUGAAUAGACUGGGACAUAUGUACCUGUUGAUAUAUGCUAAUUAGUAGACAGGACAAUAUGUACCUGUUCAAAUAUGCUAAUCCUCCAAAAUUUUCUGGAGAUGUAUCUUUUAUUAAAAGUCAUUACGUAUAGUCUGAGCUAACUCAUUCCUACCUGAUUGCAUCUAGAUGUCUGGUUUCAAUUUUUUUUUUUUCUUAAAGUUGUUUUUUUAACCUUCAUUUAAAGAAAUACCUUUUAUUAAAUUAUCCAUACCUAUUUUUAAAAAAAAGUUUUUUUAUCUGGUCUGCAUGUUUUUUACAAAGUACUCACAUUUGUUAUUGUUUUAAUGCUCUUGACAGUCUUGGUCAUCAAUGUUAUUUUAAUUUUUUUUUUAAAUGUAUCCAAUUCUUGAUGCAUUUGGUUUUAGCUUGUUUUAUUUGUUUUGUUUAAGAUUUAAAAAAACAAAAACAUUUAUAAGUGGAAAUUGGCGUUAUUUCCCUUUGGUUGGGAAAUACCAAUUUUUUUAAAAAAAAUGGGACAUCCAGGGAGAAUAAAUGAGGCAGUCAGGGAAAUGAGUUAAGGAUGAAAACUUUGAGUCUGUUUCAUUAUAACCUUUGGUAUAAUUAAAAGAGUUCACAAAUCUCCUAUGUAAGUUACUCUUAAUCUUUGUGAACCUCUGUAGCUUGGAAAGAGAAGGCACCCAGGGUCCUCUCUUUUUAGCUAUCACUUUAGUCCCUUUAGCAACAAACGUUUGAGGAUCUCUGGUUCAUUCAAGAAAAAUCAUAAGCAUAAAAAAUAAAAAUUGCAGCCAUGGUGGACCGCCCCUCCCCCCCAGGUCACUGGCCAGCAGUCAUUAAACAGUAGACAGGUACAUGUUAGUCAUGACAUUGCUGAAUGGCGUAUGGAUGUUUUCAAACAAAAGUGUACAGAUGUCAGAUGUAGCAUAAUACUUAGAAGCUAUGUACCUGCCACAUGGAAUGGUUCAGAUGAAAAUACCAGAUGUUGAAAUGUGCAUGGCUGUUUGUUGAUUCAAAUAAAUGGUUUCUCACCUGCUACUAGAU